This is a messenger RNA of Aureobasidium subglaciale EXF-2481, 859 nucleotides long. RefSeq lists its product as uncharacterized. The record is from RefSeq and is a predicted model, not a curated record. NCBI's taxonomy places the organism in Eukaryota, Fungi, Ascomycota, Dothideomycetes, Dothideales, Saccotheciaceae. The coding region runs from base 70 to 654 and encodes 194 amino acids. The transcript has 2 exons.
GUCGGCGGAGCGCGUUGUCGUCGAUUCACUGUCGUCUGGGAAGCAUCGCAAUCUCAAUUCACAUCCAACAUGGUCGCCGAGCUCAAGAAGUUGGCCGCUUCGGCUGCUGGCAAGCAUGCCGCAUACAAGAAAUACACCGUGCAACCGACGGGCAUCUGGAAGCGCAUCGGAGACUUCUUUGCUGUCGACCCCAAGCGCUCUUCCGGUAUCCCUCUCAACCCUCAGUACCGUCUGCCCUCUCCCGGUGCCGUGGAUCCCAAGCUCUACGACGACCCGACCACAGUUCCUGCCGCCGACCUUGCCGAGAACCCCUACUGGAAGCGCGAUGUCCGCAGAUCGUAUCCCAAGCUUAGUGUCGUCAAGCAACCUGACGUUGUUGCUCUCUUGACCGUUGGAAGUGCACAAAACCCAAAGGAGAACGUCCUGCAAAUUGGUGAUGCCGGCGCCAAGCAGUUGGUCUCAUUGAAGGAGGAGGGUGAGAAGGGUCUCUCGGCCUUUUUCCAGAAGGACAACAAGGCUGGCGUCAGUGUGCUGGGCCCCAACGGACUGCCUCCAUUCCCUACCUCAAGAUACCCUUCGUCUACUCCCAAGCGUUACGAGAUGCUCAAGGAGCAGUCUUACAGCACAAACUACCCCUGCAGAACGUUCGAGUAAAUGCAGCGAACAUGUACAUUUUCUUUUCCUUAGAUGUUCCAAAUUCGACAUGCCUUGACAGACAGCCUUUUCUGAGCGUUCGAUUGUUUCUGAGUGAAGACAGGUUGACUCGUUAUCGUGAUAAAGCAUCAUACACGGUCAAGGGUGGGUGCCUUCCCAAAUUUAUUCCGGGCGCCCGGAUCCGAGACGGGCAGGCACGACAAGC